This is a messenger RNA of Carassius carassius (crucian carp), 2043 nucleotides long. Its product is annotated as leucine-rich repeat and immunoglobulin-like domain-containing nogo receptor-interacting protein 1. The coding region runs from base 126 to 1943 and encodes 605 amino acids. Gene Ontology annotation, molecular function: protein binding. The record is from RefSeq and is a predicted model, not a curated record. NCBI's taxonomy places the organism in Eukaryota, Metazoa, Chordata, Actinopteri, Cypriniformes, Cyprinidae. The transcript is spliced from 2 exons.
UCUGUCUCUCUCUCUCUCUCUGUAGACUGUGAGCGGGCGAUCAGCGAGACUUUCUUUAGUAAUUGUUGGUAAUGAGGAGCAGCUCCAGCUGAUCUGUGAUCUUUCCCUUGUAGGCGGGUCUCCAGAUGUGUGUGGCUGCUGAUUGGAGGAGGCUGUACUGGUGGGUGGUCCUCCAGUGGGUAGUGGGCGUGGCUUUAUCAGAGCCCUGCGCUCAGCGCUGCGAUUGUUUGCCAAAGCUCCUGAUAGCGAUCUGUUCAUCAAGACAACUGUCUUCUGUUCCCGCGAGUGUUCCUGACAACAUCCUGACGCUUGACUUAACUAACAACCUCUUAAAGACCCUAUCAAGGGGACAGUUCUCAGGCCUGACGCAGUUACGCGAGCUGGACCUCAGCGAUAACGCACUAACAGCGAUCGAAGUCGAAGCCUUCGCCGGUUUACAGAAUCUCGUUGCGCUGAAUUUAUCCCACAACCAUCUAAAGAUCAUCCCAGUCGGAGCCUUCUCCGGCCUCCACGGCGUUCAGUUCCUGGACGUCAGCUGGAACGAGAUCUUGGUGCUCCUGGACGAUACGUUCGGCGAGAUGCCGUCUCUCCAGAAGCUGGAAGCCAGUGAGAACGAUCUGGUGUUUAUCUCAAACCGUGCUUUCGACGGUCUCUCCGGUCUACAGGAGCUGAACCUCGACAGAUGCAACUUGACGUCAGUGCCGACCGAAGCGUUUUCACGUCUCUCCGGAAUCAUCCGGCUGCGUUUGUGCCGACUCGGACUCAUGACGCUUCCCAACAACUCCUUCCGCCAGUUGGGACGUUUGCGCGAUCUUGACGUUUCCCAUUGUCCUUGGUUGGACUCGUUAGCCGCUAACAGUCUGUUUGGACUCAAUCUCACGUCGCUAACACUGAGCCACUGCAAUCUGAGCGCCGCACCGUAUUCCCCGCUGCAUCACCUCGUCUACUUGCGAUACCUGGAUUUAUCGUACAACCCAAUCACUAUUAUCCUUUCAAACCUUCUUGGGGAUUUGCUACGACUCCAAGAGCUGCAUCUAGUCGGUACAGGGCUUCUACGAAUAGAGCCUGGCGCUUUUCACAACCUUGCGUUUUUCCGGUUCCUCGACGUGUCGGAGAACCGUCUGGCGACGCUGGAGGAGUCUGCGUUUCAUUCGGUCGCUGCUUUAGAGGUCCUGGGGUUGGACGGGAACCCGUUGGCCUGCGAUUGCCGGCUUCUUUGGGCGAUGCGCAGACGCCCGUGGCUUCGCUAUGAAGGACGAGCGCCGACGUGUGCAACACCUGUGCAGGUGCAAGGCCGGACGUUUGCUGACUUCACAGAGGCUGAGAUUCCCAGGCUGUUUACAUGCAGACAAGCUCGCAUUCUGACUCGGAAGCCGCAGGAUGUUCGGACGGACGAAGGACAUACGGUUUUGUUCUUCUGCGCAGCGAAUGGAGAUCCGGCGCCAUCGAUUAUUUGGCUGAAUCCCAAACGCUCUGUUCUUACCAGCUCGGGCCGGAUUCGCAUGCUCACUAAUGGGACCCUGGAAGUGCGGUACGCACAAGUACAGGAUAGCGGGUAUUACCUGUGCAUCGCUUCGAACGCGGCCGGGAAUGACAGCGUCUCUGUGAGCCUGCGUGUGCGAGGGCUUCCAGCGUCCGCUCGCAACCGCUCCGGCUCGUUCUUUCUGGAAGGAUGGAGCUUCGCGUCCGGGCAAGCGGCGGUCAACGGAUCGCAGCCGUUUCCAUUCGAUGUGAAGACGCUGGUGAUCGCGGUCACCAUGGGGUUCCUUUUGUUCCUGAGCUCGGUGGCAGUCUGCUUCGUCUUCAUGUUUUUCUGGAGUCAGAGCAAAGGACAGAUCAAACACACGGCGACGAUCGACUUCGUGCCACGCAGCGCAGCGACGGCGUCCGGAGGCGGACGGACAACGAUGGAGACGGGGAGGUUCACCAUGAAGCUGAUCUGAGAACUUGAGAUGUUUGAGGUGCUACUAGAUAUCCAGUUUCCCAUGAGCUUAAACAUGAGGAUUAAAGAUAAGAGAGGUUAGUUAAACACAAAAUAAAAAA